Molecule: messenger RNA, 782 nt
Organism: Magnolia sinica
Lineage: Eukaryota; Viridiplantae; Streptophyta; Magnoliopsida; Magnoliales; Magnoliaceae
Product: 17.8 kDa class I heat shock protein-like
Exons: 1
Coding region: 123-602 (159 amino acids)
Biological process (GO): protein complex oligomerization; response to salt stress; response to hydrogen peroxide
Source: RefSeq, a predicted model, not a curated record
CUUCGUAAACCAUCGGAAGGAAUUUCCAAAUCGCAAUCUCUCAUAUAUCUCCUAAAAACCCAUCAAAGCAAAGAAAUCCCAACCUCUACAAAUCCCAUUAGACAAACUUUCCAACUACCAAGAUGUCGAUCGUCCCCAGCGUCUUUGGCCGCCGAACCAACAUCUUCGAUCCCUUCUCCCUCGACGUAUGGGACCCAUUUCAAGGCUUCCCCUUCGACUCAUCUCUCUUCCCAUCUCGCUCCGAUUUCGCCAGAGAAACUUCCCAAUUCGCAAACACGCAGAUAGAUUGGAAGGAGACUCCCGAAGCGCACGUCUUCAAAGCGGAUCUGCCUGGCAUUAAAAAGGAGGAGGUGAAGGUGGAGGUUGAAGAAGGGAGAGUGCUCCAGAUCUGCGGCGAGAGAAGCAAGGAGAAGGAGGAGAAGAACGACACGUGGCACCGCGUUGAGAGGUCAAGCGGCAAGUUCCUUAGGCGAUUCAGGUUGCCGGAGAACGCGAAGGUGGAGGAAGUGAAGGCAGCAAUGGAGAACGGAGUCCUGACUGUAACGGUUCCGAAAGUGGAGGUGAAGAAGCCCGAUGUGAAGGCCAUUGAAAUCUCUGGCUGAGAAAGGUGAAGGGCAGAAUAGUAAAUAGCUUAUAGUCCUUGGGGUAUAGUUCUGGUGUUGCUUGCUUGUUAUGUGUGGUCAUGGUGUUGCUUGUUAUUAGAGUAGUUCUGCGGACUACCUUUCAUCAGCUAGUAUGCAUGUAAUUCUGGUCUUUUCUGUUUAAUAUAGUUUUCUUUUGCA